This is a messenger RNA of Carassius carassius (crucian carp), 1570 nucleotides long. Its product is annotated as hippocampus abundant transcript 1 protein-like. Lineage: Eukaryota; Metazoa; Chordata; Actinopteri; Cypriniformes; Cyprinidae. Gene Ontology annotation, cellular component: membrane. Gene Ontology annotation, biological process: transmembrane transport. The transcript has 12 exons. Bases 154 to 1557 code for a protein of 467 amino acids. The record is from RefSeq and is a predicted model, not a curated record. Gene Ontology annotation, molecular function: transmembrane transporter activity.
UCCCGCAGACGGAAGCCGGAAGUCGGUGUUCAGGAAUGUGGGUGUUAGAAAGUGAAACAGAAGAGCUGUUCGAAUUAAAAACAGCCUGUUAAUUAAAUGCGAUAAAGAUGAUUGAGACCGCGAACAGAAUGUGAGAGUCGCGUGGAACACAUCAUGCUGUUCAAACACAUCAGACAGCGCAGUGUCGGCCGGCCGAAGGUGGCUCAUGCCGUGGUGGUGAUCUUCUUGGAGUUUUUCGCCUGGGGUCUCCUGACCACCCCGAUGCUGACCGUUCUGCAUGAAACUUUUCCGCAGCACACGUUCCUCGUGAACGGACUCAUCCAGGGCGUCAAGGGGUUUCUGUCGUUCAUGAGCGCUCCUCUGAUCGGUGCCUUGUCUGAUGUUUGGGGCAGAAAGAACUUCCUGCUGCUCACAGUGUUUUUCACCUGCGCCCCCAUCCCACUAAUGAGGCUCAGCCCAUGGUGUUUUUUUGCUCUGAUGUCUGUGUCGGGGCUUUUCGCCGUUACAUUCUCUGUGAUAUUUGCGUAUGUGGCUGAUAUUACAGAAGAGCAUGAAAGAAGCACAGCGUAUGGAUUGGUGUCUGCGACGUUUGCGGCGAGUUUAGUGACAAGUCCGGCGAUAGGAGCGUUCCUGUCUCUGCGCUACGGAGACAGUGUGGUGGUUCUUCUGGCCACCGUCAUCGCUCUGGCUGAUAUUCUGUUCGUCCUGCUGGUGGUCCCCGAGUCCCUGCCGGACAAAAUGAGACUGUCCUCGUGGGGUUCACCCAUUUCCUGGGAGCAGGCCGAUCCUUUCACUUCUCUGAGGAAGGUGGGGAAAGACUCCACAGUCCUGCUGAUCUGUGUCACCGUCUUCCUGUCGUAUCUCCCCGAGGCCGGGCAGUACUCCAGCUUCUUCCUCUAUUUGGGACAGGUCAUUAACUUCUCGUCCGAAGCGAUUGCAGCGUUUAUUGCGAUGGUGGGAAUCCUGUCCAUCGGAGCACAGACAUUACUGUUAAGCGUUCUGAUGAAGAAGAUUGGGAAUAAAAGCACCGUUCUGCUGGGACUGGGGUUUCAGUUGCUCCAGCUGGCCUGGUACGGCUUCGGCUCUGAACCAUGGAUGAUGUGGGCGGCCGGUGCCGUCGCUGCCAUGUCCAGCAUCACCUUUCCUUCUGUGAGCGCGCUGGUGUCUCGAUGCACGGAUCCCGACCAGCAGGGAGCGGUUCAGGGCAUGAUCACAGGGAUCCGAGGUCUGUGUAAUGGACUCGGUCCGGCUCUGUUCGGAUUCAUCUUCUUCCUCUUCAAUGUGGAGCUGAAGGAGCUGAGCCCCGUGGAGCAGAACCCCGUCACACCGGACACUGAAGAGAAGCGUGUGAUUCCUGGUCCUCCCUUCCUGUUCGGAGCGUGUACGGUUCUUCUGGCUCUGCUGGUGGCGGUGUUUAUUCCCUCUCAACACGCUCCGGCGGUGCAGACGUGUAACACGCAUGUGAUGAUGGAGUCUGCGAUCAGCGUCACGGAGAACGGAUCUGUUCCUGUGAGCGACGAAGACAACGAGCCUCUUUUACAGGACAGUAGUUUAUAAGCCCAACAGGACG